AUGCAGACUGCUUCUACAAACAUUUGUGAAAGACUGUGCAAUAAGUCCAUCCGUGAAAUUUCCUUGCUACUAAAUAUUCCACGGUCAACUGUUAGUGGUAUUACAACUAAGUGGAAGAAACUGGGAACAACAGCAACUCAGCCACGAAGUGGUAGGCCACGUAAAAUGACAGAGUGGGGUCAGUGCAUGCUGAAGUGCACAGUUCGCAGAAGUCGCCAACUGUCUGCAGAGUCAAUAGCUAAAGACCUCCAAACUUCAUGUGGCCUUCAACUUAACACAACAGUAGUGCGUAGAGAGCUUCAUGCCAGAUGUUUCAUCCCACUGGCUAUGUCAAAUGACAGGCACCAUCAAAUAGGAGGUCAA
Staurois parvus is the source of this 363-nucleotide messenger RNA. Lineage: Eukaryota; Metazoa; Chordata; Amphibia; Anura; Ranidae. The record is from the annotation of a GenBank genome assembly.